Messenger RNA from Thamnophis elegans (Western terrestrial garter snake), 1321 nucleotides. Its product is annotated as receptor expression-enhancing protein 4-like. The coding region runs from base 91 to 897 and encodes 268 amino acids. Lineage: Eukaryota; Metazoa; Chordata; Lepidosauria; Squamata; Natricidae. The transcript has 8 exons. Gene Ontology annotation, molecular function: microtubule binding. Gene Ontology annotation, biological process: endoplasmic reticulum tubular network organization. Gene Ontology annotation, cellular component: endoplasmic reticulum membrane; endoplasmic reticulum tubular network; cytoplasmic microtubule. The record is from RefSeq and is a predicted model, not a curated record.
CCGACCAGAUCCGAACGAGAGAAACCGGACCGGACAGCGGCCACGCCCCCGAUUGGACGCCCGCGGCGGGGGCGGGGUUAAAGGCGGCCAAUGGCAGCGCGCGCGGGCGGUUGGAGCGGCGAUGGUGGUCUGGGCGCUCAGCCGCGCCGUGCAGCUCCUGCUGGGGACGCUCUACCCGGCCUACGCCUCCUACAAGGCCGUCAGGAACAAGGACGUCCGGGAGUGCGCUGGAUGAUGUACUGGAUCGUCUUUGCUCUCUUCAUGGCCACUGAGACCAUCACUGACACCUUCAUCUCCUGGUUUCCCUUCUACUAUGAGAUCAAAAUGGCCUUUGUGAUAUGGCUCCUCUCUCCUUACACAAAGGGGGCCAGCCUGCUGUACCGCAAAUUUGUGCAUCCCACACUGUCCAGCAAAGAAAAGGAGAUCGACCACUUCAUCUGCCAAGCCAAAGAACGUGGCUACAAGAGCCUUGUGAGCUUUGGGAAGAAGAGCAUCAAUGUAGCAGCCACAGCAGCUAUCCAGGGCCAGGGAGCCCUGGCAGGUCGCUUACGCAGCUUCAGCAUGCAGGAUUUGCGGGCCAUGCCAGAGACAGCCAUGGUGCAUUAUUCUGAUCCCCUCUACCUGGAGGAACAGGAGCUGUGUCGGCAACCAAUUGGGCAUAGGCCAGCAGUGCGGCAGCUGGGCUCGGAUAGCAAUGAGGAGGAGGAGGAGGACUUCUGGUCAGACUCUGAGCUGUCUGCCCCCUCCAGAGGCUGCCGCAAGGACCCCGCUCUCCCUAAGCUCUUAGCCAGGAGCCAAAGCCUUCGGCAGGGGAAGAAGAAGCUGCCAGCUAAAGAGAGUUCUUCCCGAGGGGUCCGAAGUCGUUCCCGGAAGCAGAUGCUGGACCAAGACCGCUAGGCUCCCCCUAGGCGCAUAGUUGGCAAGGCUCCCAGAUAUGUCACACCACUGGGUUGAGGUUUCGGGGACUCGCCAGCUGCUCUUUCCCCAGUGCCCGAGCACCCCAACAGGUUGAGCGAGAGAUGAGGAAGAACAUAUUGCACCCCUUGUGGCUGCCUAGGGAGCCCUGGACCUGCCACUCCCAGUGCCUCUCCUCCCCUGGGGGGCGGGGGAGGGCUGCCUGUUGGAAGGGCUUGCCCAGCCUAAGGAUGGACAGGGUGCCCGACUGCUGCCUUAACCACUGUUGGCCGAGGACCUUUGCAGUCACAGCUUCUUUGGCUGGAGCCCCUCUCUGUCCCUGCCCUACAAUGGCCGCUCCUCUUCCUUUGGGGCUGCCCCUGCUGCCCCUCUUUUAGUCUUCCAAUAAAGGUGUUUUUUCCUCCUG